Nymphalis io (European peacock) is the source of this 2336-nucleotide messenger RNA. Its product is annotated as beta-secretase 1-like. Gene Ontology annotation, cellular component: endosome; trans-Golgi network; membrane. Gene Ontology annotation, molecular function: aspartic-type endopeptidase activity. The transcript has 9 exons. Gene Ontology annotation, biological process: amyloid-beta metabolic process; membrane protein ectodomain proteolysis. The record is from RefSeq and is a predicted model, not a curated record. Bases 196 to 1674 code for a protein of 492 amino acids. Lineage: Eukaryota; Metazoa; Arthropoda; Insecta; Lepidoptera; Nymphalidae.
UUGGAGUAGCACUUAAAACUCAAGUUUGCUGAGUCUACGCAGUCAAUAGAAGCCACUCAAAAUCUUUAGACAAAACGUAGUACUAGGACUUCAACAUAAAGUACAUAGCUACUGUGAAUAUGCCACCACCCUUACUUGAAUAAAUCAGUUAUAUUUAUAAUUACAGUUUAAUGACAGUAUGAUCUCAGAGCAAUAAUGUUUAUAACAAGUUUGUGUUAUUUUUUUCUGCUUAUUAUUUUUAACAAAUCGUAUUGCGAAGAAUUCAAUCUUUACGGGGACGCUGGCCAAGCUUAUGCUUUGGAAAUUAAAAUUGGACAUCCUGAACAAAAGUUAAGUGUUUUAGUGGAUACAGGCAGCACUACACUGGCUAUUGCUUCUUAUGCUAGAAAAGACAGUAAUAAAUAUUUUCGUUGUGAAAACUCCACAACCUUAAACAACAGUGGUAAAGAGGUGCAAGCAAAAUACUCUCAAGGGACAUGGGUUGGGCACUUAGCAUCAGAUCUUGUAAAAUUUUCAUCACUGAAUUCGGUACCAGAAGUUAGGUGUGAUAUUGCUCUUAUAACGAGGAGUCAUAAGUUUUUCAUGAAUGGAUCAGGAUGGCAGGGUCUUCUUGGCUUGGCAUAUUUACCUGUAGGUGCUUGGGGUGAGAAUGUGGUAGUUGGGUCGUGGUUGGACUCCGUUGAAAAAAAUUUAAAUAAACCAAUGUCAUUCCAACUCAAAUUAUGCGGUGUUCAGAGUUUAACAAAUGCCACGCACUAUGGAAAAUUUGAAAUGUUUGACGACAGUAUGACAAAAAGUGGAGUUAUAUAUCGUACACCAAUUUUACGGAAGAGAUGGUAUGAAGUCGGUGUUCUAGCUGUCAGAAUAUCUUCACCAACGAACAAGUCUACGAAUACAUCGUUGAAAUAUUUUGAGAGCAACCAGACUACCGAUAAUGGUGCCGACAGUAAUUACAGGGAAACAUGCAUAAAGCUAAAUGAAGAAAAGAGUAUUGUUGACAGCGGUACCACUAACAUAAGGUUACCAGACGUCGUUUUUAGAGAGGUGGUGAAUGAACUUCGUAGUGCAGCUCAAACGUCGAAUAUUCUAAUUCUAGACGAAUUUUGGUAUCACGGAGAGGCUGCCUGUUGGCCCGAACCUCAAGAAUGGUCACUACCAUCAAUAGCGAUUGAUCUUCUUAGUACGGACGCGGAUAAUCAGUAUUUCACCCUGGUAAUUCCACCACAGAACUUCAUGCGAGUUGUAACCGCUCGUAACAACAGCGGGGAAGGGGGUACCGUUUCGGAGUUCUGCUACAAAUUAGGCCUCGAGGCUGGUGGAAAAGAAACUGUGCUAGGCUAUACGGCCAUGGAAGGAUUACAGGUACUAUUUAAUAGAUCAGCCGGUUGGAUUGGCUGGCAACCUUCCAACUGUGGACCCAAAGCUCAUAUAACGGGACCUCAUAACUACUCCAUGUCUCUCUCACUUUUAUGCCAGCUCACCAAACCCGUCCCAGAUGUAGCAGUGUCAAUAAAAGCAGCUCAAUGGACCCUAUGUGCCAUAUCAAUUAUAGCAGCCGCGGUUUUAUUAUAUUUAUUAGCACCAUGUAUUAAAAUGUUCCUUGUGAGACCACUGCCUAGGUCCCAACAGAUUUCUUUGUCUCAAGCGGCGCUAGUUGAACAAGAAGCCUCAUAAUUUUAUUUUAUAUCAAUAAUGUAAAACAAAAUUGAUUUAUAUAAUCAUAUUGCAUUUAAAAACUUACACCUUAAAAAAACAGAAUCCACAAGAAUCUUUUUGAUUAAUGAUCGCUGGUAAACAUUUGUCUAUUAUACAUAUUUAAUGCAAUUAUUUACAAAAAUAACACGCUUAAUGAUUCCUGAACUGAAAAAAAAAUAAGAUCGUAUGAAAGGAGAUCAUCAAAUAUUUGUGUUGCCAUUUUUGUCGGCUUGGAAUGAAUAUUUUUUUUUAAUUUAAUUUUUUUAUGGCAUUUUUUAUUAUGCUUAUUUAAUAAUAGAAUCUCUUUUUUUCCUUUGAAAAAAACAUUGAUCUCCAUCCUUUAAAAUAAUAAUGGUGCCUAUAUUUCUUAGGAUAUUUAUUAUUAAAAUAUGCAGCAAUCACCUUUAAAUGUUAAAAAGUGUAUGAAAAUCUGUUUUGUUAUAAGUCCUUUUGAAUUUGAGUGAAAUUUUUGAUCAUGAAUUUAUAGUAUUACUUUAUUUUUAUUUAUUUAAAUACAAUAAUUAUGUUUAAUCAUACAUUAUGUACUUACCAAACUGACUACAAGGUGACCAUAUUUUUAUUUUUAUACAUAGGUUUUUAUCAUUUGACCUAAACAAUCUAAACGACCAUUGAAAAGUAAU